Molecule: messenger RNA, 2713 nt
Organism: Mandrillus leucophaeus (drill)
Lineage: Eukaryota; Metazoa; Chordata; Mammalia; Primates; Cercopithecidae
Gene: FOXN1
Product: forkhead box N1
Exons: 8
Coding region: 29-1975 (648 amino acids)
Biological process (GO): regulation of transcription by RNA polymerase II
Molecular function (GO): transcription cis-regulatory region binding; DNA-binding transcription factor activity, RNA polymerase II-specific
Source: RefSeq, a predicted model, not a curated record
CGGCUUUCUUUGAGGCCAGGACUGGGUGAUGGUGUCACUGCCCCCGCCGCAGUCUGACGUCACGCUGCCGGGCCCCACCAGACUGGAGGGCGAGCGCCAAGGGGACCUCAUGCAGGCGCCGGGCCUCCCAGGCUCCCCUGCCCCACAGAGUAAGCAUGCCGGCUUCAGCUGCUCAUCAUUUGUGCCCGACGGCCCUCCAGAGAGGACACCCUCACUACCCCCACACAGUCCCCGCAUUGCGUCACCAGGCCCCGAGCAAGUCCAGGGCCACUGCCCAGCCGGCCCCGGCCCCGGCCCCUUCCAGCUCUCGCCCUCAGACAAGUAUCCUGGCUUUGGCUUUGAGGAGGCCCCAGCAAGCAGCCCCGGGCGAUUCCUCAAGGGCAGCCAUGUGCCCUUCCACCCGUACAAGCGGCCUUUCCAUGAAGACGGCUUCCUGGAGGCCGAGACCACCCUGGCCCUCAAUGGACACUCCUUUAAGACCCCGGGGCCGCUGGAGGCCUUCGAGGAGAUCCCAGUGGACGUGGCGGAGGCCGAGGCCUUCCUGCCUGGCUUCUCAGCAGAGGCCUGGUGUAACGGGCUCCCCUACCCCAGCCAGGAGCAUGGCCCCCAAGUCCUGGGUUCAGAGGUCAAGGUCAAGCCCCCAGUUCUGGAGAGCGGUGCUGGGAUGUUCUGCUACCAGCCUCCCUUGCAGCAUAUGUACUGCUCCUCCCAGCCCCCCUUCCAGCAGUACUCGCCAGGUGGCGGCAGCUACCCCGUACCCUACCUGAGCUCCUCACACUAUCCGUACCAGCGAAUGGCACCCCAGGCCAGCACCGAUGGGCACCAGCCUCUCUUCCCAAAACCCAUCUAUUCCUACAGCAUCCUCAUCUUCAUGGCCCUUAAGAACAGUAAAACUGGAAGCCUUCCCGUCAGCGAGAUCUACAAUUUUAUGACGGAGCACUUUCCUUACUUCAAGACAGCGCCCGAUGGCUGGAAGAAUUCUGUCCGGCACAACCUAUCCCUCAACAAGUGCUUCGAGAAGGUGGAGAACAAAUCGGGAAGUUCCUCCCGCAAGGGCUGCCUGUGGGCCCUCAAUCCGGCCAAGAUCGACAAGAUGCAAGAGGAGCUGCAGAAGUGGAAGAGGAAAGAUCCCAUUGCUGUGCGCAAAAGCAUGGCCAAGCCAGAAGAGCUGGACAGCCUCAUUGGAGACAAGAGAGAAAAGCUGGGCUCCCCGCUCCUGGGCUGUCCACCCCCUGGGCUGGCAGGCUCAGGCCCCAUCCGGCCCCUGGCACCCCCAGCUGGCCUCUCCCCGCCGCUGCACUCACUCCACCCAGCUCCAGGCCCCAUUCCUGGCAAGAAUUCCCUGCAGGACCUACUUGUGGGGCACGCACCCUCCUGCUAUGGGCAGACAUACUUGCACCUCUCACCAGGCCUGGCCCCUCCUGGACCCCCGCAGCCAUUGUUCCCACAGCCGGACGGGCACCUUGAGCUGCGGGCCCAGCCAGGCACCCCCCAGGACUCGCCUCUGCCUGCCCACACCCCACCCAGUCACAGUGCCAAGCUACUGGCCGAGCCUUCCCCAGCCAGGACUGUGCACGACACCCUGCUGCCAGAUGGAGACCUUGGCACUGACCUGGAUGCCAUCAAUCCCUCACUCACUGACUUCGACUUCCAGGGAAACCUGUGGGAACAGUUGAAGGAUGACAGCUUGGCCCUCGACCCCCUGGUACUGGUGACCUCAUCCCCGACAUCAUCUUCGAUGCAGCCACCCCAGCCACCACCCCACAGCUUCCCCCCUGGGCCCUGUCUGACAGAGACAGGCAGUGGGGCAGGUGACUUGGCAUCCCCGGGCAGUGGGGGCUCCGGGGCACUGGGUGACCUGCAACUCACCACCCUCUACUCUGCCUUUAUGGAGCUGGAGCCUACGCCCCCUCCGGCCUCUGCAGGCCCCUCUGUGUACCUCAGCCCCAGCUCCAAGCCCAUGGCCCUGGCAUGAGCUGUGCCCAGCAUCAUCAGCUCCAGCAUUUGCCUGGUCUGGAAGUCCUGGCUGGCCGCCCACAUCGGGCUCACCUUAAAGGUCAAGGAAGGAAAAUACUCCUGUCCCCUGUGCCACUAAGCCAACAUACGUGUUAGUUGGUAGCUGGGGGCACAGAGGACACCACCUGGGGUGCUGCCCCUCACACAUUUCUGCCAUGUGGUGGCCCAGUUCCUCACCCAGGGCCCCCAAAGAGCAAGUGUCUGGGCAAGAAGAAAAUGCACUGUUCCUAGCUCAUACUCAUCCACACUCAAGCCCUCGUGCGCGCGCACACACACACACACACACACACAGUUAUUCAGAUGUACACCCACCCACAUACCUUACAGCCAGAGGAACCAGCACUCCAUCACUGAGAGCCCGACUUCGUUUCUGGGGCAACUGAGAGCUGAGGGCUUUGCUUACCAAAAGCUCAGGCCCUGUGCCAGGCCAAAGAUUCCCCCAGACCCCCAUUCUGACACCCACAUGCUCUGGAGGCCUGGCCCCCUCAUCACUUUCUUUCCCAGAAGCCCCCUGUAUUUAUUCCCCCAUCUUCGUCCCAAAAGCCCAGCAAGAAGGAGGAGAUAGAGAGCUCCUCCCUGGGUUGUCUGUGGACUCCCCCAGGAGCUGCUAAUUGGCAGCACCCGCUCAGCCAGUCUCUACCCAUCCUUAGUACAUGCUGUGUCCAGCUUCCCCCAGGGUGACACACAGGAGGGGCAA